Mesorhabditis spiculigera is the source of this 1476-nucleotide messenger RNA. Lineage: Eukaryota; Metazoa; Nematoda; Chromadorea; Rhabditida; Rhabditidae. The record is from the annotation of a GenBank genome assembly.
AUGGCUUCCAAGAAAAUAAUAAAAACUCAAACAAAUCUUGGGGGCAGUAGUCGAACGAUCGAACAUCAAGACCCGAAGAAAUCGAUCGAGGAUCUUUUCACGAAUCGAUUUGUCAAGAAGCCAAAUAAGCCUCAACUCCCAGCGGCAUUCUAUCAACAACCUACCAAUAGAGGCAGGGGAUCUGCUGGACAUUCCCCAGUGGGAUCGUCGGAUGAUGGGUUCAAGUCAAAUAGCCAAUUGACGCUCAGCCCUCAAUCAUCAACAUCACCAGGGGUGGGCCAACCCCAAUAUAUGCAUCAGAGAAUGGGUUCUGCCCCGGAACUGGUGAAUUCUUUGUAUUCGGCCCCCUCAUCCUCCUCUCAUAUCCCUCAACCGGGUAUCCCUCGGCCAAUGCAUAAACCCAGCUUCAGUAUGAGUGAAGUGUCCCACGAAAUCCCGUCAUAUCACUCCCGAUCUUUAUCGACGGAUGCCACGCAUCAUCAAAUGGAACCCCGUCUUGGUGCAGCGUGUUCCCCCUUUGGCGGUCCUCCCCAGGCCCCAGCCACGUCAUGGCGUUCUGAUCCUCAAAUAUCGGAACCGGAGCCGCCGCCACGACGUACAACUUCUACCUGGCCGCAGGGACGACACGGAAUCCAGGCCGACGCCUCGGCAUCGUCUUCUAUGCGUGGACGGGGAUACGUACAGCUAUUUUGUGCAAUCUACUACGUUAAGCUCACUCUUGCUAUGCGAAAGUGCAUCACUUCCGAUGCGGAUUGUACGCAUGUACGCUGUUGCACAGUGACUGCUCCGGCUAGCUGUGUCAUCGGCAUGAUUGGAACGGUGGCCGUGCUGGAGGGCGAAAACGAACAGUGCAUCUACUACGCAAAACAAAGCGGCAUUUGCGCAAGCGCUUCCGCUGCGGCAAUUCAGCUUCCAGCUUCCGCCGCCGCCACGACCAGUACUGUCGAUUCCGAAAAGCCUACCACCUACCCGAGUACAAUACUCAAAACCACCACAAUUAGUGAAACAACCACAUCCGUCGCUCCCCCAGCACUUAAACGAAUCCCGCGAUUCCUCAGAGGCAGUAAUAUAAACGUUUGGCGCGCCGGCCUUGCUGAUACCGUACCCACACCGAUGUAUUGUAACGGGAAUACUUGGUGGUAUGGCGCUAACGACCCGGGGUGCGAUGGAUCGCUGGAGCUAUAUGUUAAUCCUAAUGGUGCCCAACUCGUUGGCGCCAACCGGAAUAUUACUCUUUGGACCAGGCUCGGCUGGGUCGCAAACCUAACGAACUCAUGCGGCGCCAACCAAACAAUCUUCCAGUACCAGGGCAACCCAGGCUUUCAAUAUCUACGAGAGGAUGUCCGGCCCGAUGACGGGUACGACAGUCGAACGGCCAUCUUCGCAACUUGGUCCAGCUCGUCGACGUGCGUCGACCAGACCGUCAAAAAUCAAUGCCUCAAGAGUAACGUCGAAUCGACUGCUCCGCGUUGUGGU